This is a messenger RNA of Balaenoptera ricei (Rice's whale), 1870 nucleotides long. RefSeq names its product family with sequence similarity 131 member A (gene FAM131A). The record is from RefSeq and is a predicted model, not a curated record. Bases 431 to 1276 code for a protein of 281 amino acids. Lineage: Eukaryota; Metazoa; Chordata; Mammalia; Artiodactyla; Balaenopteridae. The transcript has 7 exons.
ACGUCACCAGCCCGGUUCCCUCUCCCGGGAGCGUUGGCGGACGCGCGGCUCCCACCCCCUCCCCUCUCACGGGCUCUCCCCUCCCCGGUGGCGGCCGCGGCCCGACCCUCUGCAAGGCGAUGGCCCGGGCCCCGAGCGCGGGCUAGCGUGCCUGGGUGCCCGGCCAUGGGCUGUAUCGGCUCUCGGAGCCCGGCGGGUCAGGCAUUUCUGGGGACCACCAGCUGGCUGAGGCUCAGGGACAGAGACGGCUGCUCCAGCUAAAGUGGCCUCGGAUCCGGCGUGGGCUGUGGAGUGGAUCGAACUUCCUCGGGGCCUCUCUCUAUCUUCCUUGGGAUCUGCUCGGACCCUCCGAGGCUGGAGCCGGUCCUCCCGCCCUUCCUCAGUGGACAGCCAGGACUUGCCAGAGGUGAAUGUUGGAGACACAGUCGCGAUGCUGCCCAAGUCCCGAAGAGCCCUAACUAUCCAGGAGAUCGCUGCGCUGGCCAGAUCCUCCCUGCAUGGUAUUUCCCAGGUAGUGAAGGACCACGUGACCAAGCCCACUGCCAUGGCCCAGGGCCGAGUGGCUCACCUCAUUGAGUGGAAGGGCUGGAGCAAGCCAAGUGACUCGCCCGCUGCCCUAGAAUCAGCCUUUUCCUCCUACUCAGACCUCAGUGAGGGUGAACAAGAGGCUCGCUUUGCAGCAGGAGUGGCCGAGCAGUUCGCCAUUGCAGAAGCCAAGCUCCGGGCAUGGUCAUCAGUGGAUGGUGAGGACUCCACCGAUGAAUCCUAUGAUGAGGACUUUGCUGGGGGAACUGACUCAGACACGGCUGGGCAGCUGCCCCUGGGGCCCCACCUCCAGGACCUCUUCACCGGCCACCGAUUCUCCCGGCCUAUGCGCCAGGGCUCCGUGGAACCCGAGAGCGACUGCUCGCAGACCGUGUCCCCAGAGACCCUGUGCUCUAGUCUGUGCAGCCUGGAGGACGGGUUGUUGGGCUCCCCGGCCCGCCUGGCUUCCCAGCUGCUGGGCGACGAGCUGCUCCUCGCCAAACUGCCCCACAGCCGGGAAAGUGCCUUCCGCAGCCUGGGCCCAUUGGAGGCCCAGGACUCGCUCUACAGCUCGCCCCUCACAGAGUCCUGCCUUUCUCCCGCUGAGGAGGAGCCAGCCCCCUGCAAGGACUGCCAGCCGCUCUGCCUGCCGCCAGCGAGCAGCUGGGAACGGCAGCGGCAAGCCUCUGACGUAGCUUCUUCUGGGGUGGUGUCCUUAGACGAGGAUGAGGUGGAGCCAGAGGAACAGUGACCCACAUCAUGCCCGAUGGUGGCAUGUGUCCCCUGGCCGCUGCUGGGGGCAGAGCCUCUGUGCCCAAGCACGGGCGAGGCUUCCAGCAGAGCUCCAAAGCCUGGAGGGCUCCUGGGAGCACUCACUCCUCCAUUGUGUGUUUGCAUGAAAGUGUUCAGAGGAGGCAGGGGCCAGGCUGGGGGCGCAUGUCCUGCCCCCACUCCUGGGGUUUGCCGGGGGUUGCCCGGGGCCCCUGGGGCAUGGCUACAGCUGUGGCAGACAGUGAUGUUCAUGUUCUUAAAUCAAAACCACCACGUGCACAUUUCCCCCUCGGGUGAUGUGAACCCCUAUGGGGGCAGCUGUGACUGGGCUGUGUGGGGUGGAGCGGGACGGAGCCCUGCCUCCCCGCCCCCUCCCCCUGCCUCUCCUCUGCUUCUCUCCUCACCUCCGAGUCCAUGUGUAGUGCUUGACAGAACUGCCCCCGCCCGGGGUGGGGGGCUGGCUCUGACCCUCCUGGAGCCUCUGGAUUGAGCUGUCCCCCCAAGGGCCCCUCGCCCAGCUGGGCUCGUGCUGUGCUUCACCUGUCCAUCGUCUCUAAAUCUUCUUUUUCCUAAA